AUGAUUAAAUUUUUUUGUUCAAAUUUUUUUAAAAAACACAGUGUCUUUUUUUUUACGAACUUUAAAACACUCAAAACGUUGAAAACGUUGAAAACAUCGAAAACGUUGAAAACAUCGAAAACGUUGAAAACAUCGAAAACGUUGAAAACAUCGAAAACAUGGAAAACAUCAAAAAGUAAUGAUUUAAAAAAAGAAAUUGUCCAAAAAAAUUGUAAUGCAGAAGAAAAAGAUGAAGAGAAAAUAAGUGCAUUAAAGUACUUUUCUAAGGUGGAAAUUUUUUAUUUAUUUUUUGUCCCUUUGACAUUUGUAUCUGUUUAUAUUUAUCUCAUGUGGAAUUUGUUCAAAUAUAUUUGCGAUUUCAGAGAUGUAAGGCACUUUUUAAAAAUCGCCCGUUGGUUAAACGGGAAUGAAGUUUACCCAUUUGAGUAUCUGCAGAAUAGGGAAGAGAAAACGAAUAACGAACCUGUCAUUGUUGCCGUGAAGAAAUUCGAGUGA
Molecule: messenger RNA, 495 nt
Organism: Plasmodium malariae
Lineage: Eukaryota; Apicomplexa; Aconoidasida; Haemosporida; Plasmodiidae
Product: conserved Plasmodium protein, unknown function
Exons: 3
Coding region: 1-495 (164 amino acids)
Source: RefSeq, a predicted model, not a curated record